CACACACACACACUCUCGGGGGGAGAGGCAGUGUGUGAGUGGCGGAUCCUGUGGUGUGGAGUGUACUGAAGAGAGGAGAAGAGAGGAGCGGAGCGGCAGUCUCUACCAUGCCAGUGCAGGGAGAAAGGCUGGAGCGCUGUCUCUCUCUCUGUCUCUGGAGCCGGAGUCCUCUGCUGCUGCUCGGACUGUUCUCUCUUCACGCACAAGCACACGGCAACAUAUUGGACGGUAUGCUGCUAAGAGGCUCCAGUAAGGAGGCGGUGGAGAGUGGGAAGGAGAUGAGUGGCAGCACAGCGCCUGCUCUGUCCACCCCACUACUGUGGUGUCACUGCUACCACCACUGCCCAGAAGACUCCACCAACAACACGUGCAGGACCGAUGGCUUCUGUUUUACCAUGGUGGAGGAGGAGGGAGGGGUACCGGUCCAGACUGCAGGCUGCCUGGGGCUCGUCGGGUCUGAGUUUCAGUGUCGGGACACAUGGAACUUGCGUCAGAGGAGAUCGCUGGAGUGCUGCACGGACCAAGAUUACUGCAACAGAGACCUGCAUCCUACUCUGCCACCGCUCAAGCCACCUCUCUAUGUUGAUGGAAAGAUCCACCACAUGGCCUUGUUGAUCUCAGUCACUGUUUGCAGCAUCAUACUGGGCGUCAUUAUUGUCUUCUGCUACUUCAGGUAUAAGCGUCAGGAGUCUCGUCCUCGCUACAGCAUCGGUCUGGAGCAGGAUGAGACCUACAUUCCCCCCGGAGAGUCUCUGAAGGACCUGAUAGAGCAGUCUCAAAGCUCUGGCUCGGGCUCAGGCCUCCCUCUAUUGGUCCAGAGAACAAUAGCCAAGCAGAUUCAGAUGGUGAAGCAGAUCGGCAAGGGGAGGUAUGGAGAGGUGUGGAUGGGCCGGUGGAGGGGGGAGAAGGUGGCUGUCAAAGUCUUCUUCACCACUGAAGAGGCCAGUUGGUUCAGAGAGACUGAAAUCUACCAGACCGUCUUAAUGAGACACGAGAACAUACUGGGUUUUAUAGCCGCAGACAUUAAAGGCACCGGCUCCUGGACCCAGCUCUACCUGAUCACAGACUACCACGAAAACGGCUCUUUGUACGACUACCUCAAAUCCACCACCCUGGACAACAAAGCCAUGCUGCGGCUGGCCUACUCGUCUGUAUCGGGACUGUGUCACCUCCACACGGAGAUCUUCGGCACCAAGGGAAAACCCGCCAUCGCUCACAGGGAUCUGAAGAGUAAGAACAUACUGGUGAAAAGAAACGGGACCUGCUGUAUAGCUGAUCUGGGACUGGCGGUCAAGUUCAUCAGUGACACCAACGAGGUAGACAUCCCUCCCAACACCAGAGUCGGCACAAAGCGCUACAUGCCUCCAGAGGUUCUGGACGAGACUUUGAACAGAAGUCAUUUUCAGUCGUACAUCAUGGCCGACAUGUACAGCUUUGGGCUCAUUCUCUGGGAGAUCGCUCGGCGUUGCAUCUCAGGAGGGAUCCUUGAGGAGUACCAGUUGCCGUAUCAUGAGUCAGUUCCUACCGACCCUUCAUAUGAAGACAUGAGGGAGGUGGUCUGCAUCAAGAGACUACGACCAUCCUUUCCUAAUCGAUGGACCAGCGAUGAGUGUUUGAGACAGAUGGGGAAGCUGAUGACAGAAAGCUGGGCCCACAACCCGGCCUCCCGCCUCACAGCGCUGCGAGUCAAAAAGACACUUGCCAAGAUGUCAGAGUCACAGGAUAUCAAGCUGUGAGCAGCCGCUGCCAGGUGUGUGUUUACACACUUAGAAAGGGCACUAACAAUCACACUGGCACAGGCCGCACAAACUUUCUUUUUUUGUUUGUUUCUGGGAAACGGAGGCAGAACAGGAAGCAACAAGGUCACUUUGGAGAUCGCAGGAUCACAGACUUUGAGUCCAGAUGCCCAGAACCCUGCAACACAAGUCCCAUUAAAAAAAAAAAAAAAAAGAUAAAAAAGAUUACAGGACAACAGAGGUUUAUUAAAACAAUCAGGUCUCACAUGGCCCUGUUCCGUCCACCAGAGGAGACGAGACGAUCUCCUUUCACACUAGUGAGGACUCCUGCUAUAGGCUCCUGUUCACAUGCUCUGAAGGCCUUGGAGAAAACGUUUGACUUGGCACUGUAGCUGCAGAGAUAGGCAAACAACAGGCUACUGACCAGCGAGUGGAAUAAUAUAUCACUGCUUUCUGUGAAAGCUACCCUACCUGUAGAUGAAGGUCUGAUUGACAGAACUGAAGAGAUGUAAUUAAAGGCAACCUGUUACUGCAGCACCACACCUCCUUUCAAAACACUCACCCCGCUCCUGGAUUUAUAAUUUGGAGUAAAACACAUUUUGUCACUCUUUAAUUGACAGCUUUUUUAAAAAAAAUGACUGACACAAUAUGACAGAAAAUAAAAAAAAAAGGUAUUUUGAGGCUUUAAAAGUUUUGUUUACGCUGGUACCGUUUGUAGACACUGAAGAAAAGCUGUACCUGUAUGUUUGAGUUGUGAUGGUCUAUGAAAGUUGUUAAAAAGUGUAUUUUUCAUGUAAAACUCAAACUCUUCAAGACUUUAUGUGGAAAAAAAAAUAAAAUGUAUAUGUCCAAAUAAGUUGUGUAUUGAGGCUCUGCAGGCCUCUGUGUUUCCUUGCCCUCAAAAAGACCUGGAGUGAGGACAGCAGGCUCACGUGAGAUUGGGAGAAGCAGAACGGGGCCACCUGUUGACCACCCACCACAAUUACAGGAUGGAAAUCUGAAACUUGUACACGUCUUGCUUGAUGAUGUAGUGAUCUAUUGUAGAUGUGUGGAACUGUGACUGUGUUAGUUUAGGGGUAACACAAUCUGUUUAUCAAGACGGAUAACCAUCAUUCAGCUAGGCUGAGUGGAUUUUAGGCACCUGGAGCAGAAGCCAACAGUUAAUGACAUGUCAUUGUUUAUGUUUGAAAAACUGACUGGUCCUAAAAACAAAACACCAAGCUGUCGUCAAACUAUCACACCAUCAGAAUUCUCCUGACCACCAGAGGGCCUCGUUCAUGUACAGUAAAGCUCAUGUCAAACCGAUUCAAAAUAAAACGUUUGCAGGUGAAGUCAAAUGGUACUUGAGUAUACAUUUUUCAGGCGAGUUUCUCCAUUAAUUCAAAUUCACAUUUUACCAGGGCGCUGGCAGGAAAAGGUCCAUAAAAUAUCAGACUUGCAAAUUUGUGAUCUCAAAUAAAGCCCCUCUGGAAAAUGUUUGGAUUUAAGGGUCUCACAGCCUCUAUAUUGACCAGUUGUAGAGAUAAAUCUGGACCUUUCAUUACUUACUGUUAUUUUCCACACGUCCCUUAAAAGCAACAACACAUUUUUUUGUGUUAGCGGCCCAUUUGUAAAAUCCUCUGGAAACUUCCUUUGAGACGUCAAUGCAUUUCUUUUUUUGGUCUCCGCUGACUGAAAUCACGCCGUGCUCGUCACCAUCGGAGGAUUGUGUGUGACAGAUUUGUUGUGAUAUAAAUGCCCUUUCUUUCCUCUCGGGUGUUGUGCCUUAUUUAAUCUGUACCUACUGUAGUUGUCUGUGAGAGGAAGUGCUGUUUUUAUUCAGUAAAAAAAGGUUGAACAUUCCCACAAUAAAGUGUUUCACUCAUC
Molecule: messenger RNA, 3602 nt
Organism: Hippoglossus stenolepis (Pacific halibut)
Lineage: Eukaryota; Metazoa; Chordata; Actinopteri; Pleuronectiformes; Pleuronectidae
Gene: bmpr1ba
Product: bone morphogenetic protein receptor, type IBa
Exons: 11
Coding region: 108-1736 (542 amino acids)
Biological process (GO): dorsal/ventral pattern formation; protein phosphorylation; cellular response to growth factor stimulus
Cellular component (GO): signaling receptor complex; plasma membrane
Molecular function (GO): transforming growth factor beta receptor activity, type I; ATP binding; SMAD binding
Source: RefSeq, a predicted model, not a curated record